Messenger RNA from Psylliodes chrysocephalus, 3048 nucleotides. Lineage: Eukaryota; Metazoa; Arthropoda; Insecta; Coleoptera; Chrysomelidae. The record is from the annotation of a GenBank genome assembly.
AUGAGCGGUGAAAUAGAGGUAACAGAAACACCAAAUUGGCUUAAAGAGCUUGAAGAGAAAAGAGAAAAACGACUAAAAGCCAGAUUGGGGCAUGAGGCAGGUGCUGGAGCGCCUUGUUUGAAAUGUGGUGAAAAAUGCCCAGGAUUGGACCUACAUUUUUGGAGAAAGUGUUGUAAAAAUUGCAAAUGCCCGAAAGAAGAGCAUGAAGUCCAGGAUGAUGACAUAUAUGGAUGGGCCCAAUUCCAACUUCUUGGCAGUAAGCCUAAUAAAAUUAAAAGGAAAAUUUUACUGCCAGGAAAAAAAGACGAAAUCGACUUGGAAUGGGUACCAAAAGGACAUAACGAAACUAUUGAUAAGUACCUCAAAACUUUGCCUCCAGAAAAAUUGCCAGUCAAAGGAUCCCAGGCAGCUCAAGAUCGAAAACAACUCCUUCAAAAACAAAUACCUAUUCACGAUAUAGAUCCUACACUCUGUCAUGAUCUUACUGAAGACGAACUGAAUAAGAUGAAUGAAUACAUUUCGUACGUUAAGCAAGCUAGUGCUGGCAUAGGUCAAAUCGUCAGCUUAUCUAGCAUUAUCAAAGGAAAACUUCAUAUGUUAAAUCCAGCAGAGGCAGCUAUAAUAGCUAGUCGGUACGCCAAAGGAGUACCUAUGUCUGAAAUUGUUAAACUACAAGGGCAUAACAAAACGAGUACUUUGGGACAGAGCUUGGAUAAACUGAGUUUGAAAAAUAAAAGUCUACCUCAGUUUAACCCGAAUGUUCAAAAUCAAUCUGAAGAUAUUACGAAUCCUUUAGUUUCUACUAAAAUGCACGAUAUGGAAUAUUCUCUGUAUAGUAGUAAUGACACAAUUAGGCCGACACCAAAUGCACAAUUCUCAUCAGGAAUUGGUCCCAGGCAAUUCAAAAAUCUAACCAGUCAGGUGCCCAUUGAUCCGACAAUUGAUCAAAAGUACUUGCAGAAUCCUAACUUUGAUCCUAAAAACCGACCUAGCAAUUUCAUGACUUCCAACACUGCCCAUAACAUGGGAUCUCUUAAUAAAAAUCCUCUUGAGUUUAAUUCAGAAACCAGUGCCUUUGUCCCUUAUCAGAAAGUUUCUGGUCUAAAAUCAGGAGAUGUUUAUUCCGAAGAUAACUCUUCAAUGAAUCCCAAUUAUGCUAAAAAUCUUCCUGGACAAAACAGAAAUAACUAUCAUGGUGUAGAAAAUACCGAACAGAUUUACGAAAAUGUUAGAGACUUUAAAAAAUCGCCACCUAAUUUACCCAACUAUGCACCUGCUAAAUUCAAUACCUAUGCCGACGUUCAGAGCCCAACUAGGAUUCCUAAAAACGUUAAAGAUCUAGCAUUUAGCACGUACGAACCUGGCGAAAUGGAUUCAAACGAAAUCCGUGAACAACAAAACGGGUUUAAACUUGGUAAAUACCGACAACCUGGUGGAUAUGCCGAUGAUAUUCCUAAAAAUUCCAACGGUUUCAGACCUAUCGAAGUGGGAAACUAUUCGAAUCCACCCGCACAUCAUUUUGAACCAAUCAACCCGACUGGACAGAGAGGAGUUGGUUCAGUAGGUAGUCAAACUGGCACUGAUGCACAAUUUAAAUCGUUGCAUACCAAUAUAUACAAUUCCAGUUCUUGUCCUGUUGAUUCGAUGCCUGAAGAAUUUAGAAGCGGUCAUCCAAAUCAAAUACAAGAAACAUCUACAAUUGGCGCAAGAUCUGGUUAUAAUUCUCAGACGAAUACAGAUCCAAGAACUCAGAAAUAUGGUCACCAAGAGAAUCUCGGUAAUGAAAUGUACACUACAGAGCCUGGUAACAGAUACGACCAUAAUAUAGAGGAUCCUUCAUACCAUGGACAACAAAUGGGUGUACAAUCUGGAAAUCUAAGCGGACAGGCUCCACAUGACAGUCAGAUGUACACUACAGAUCCUGGUAAUAGAUAUGGUUAUAAUAUAGAGGACCCAUCUUACCCUGGACAUCAAAUAGGUGUACACACUGGAAAUGUAAGUGGACAAACACCAAAUGCCAGUCAGAUGUACACUACAGAUCCUGGCAAUAGAUAUGGUUAUAAUAUAGAUGAACCCUCUUAUCAAGGCGUAAAACCUGGAAAUACCGGCCAUAAUCCAAAUGAUGCCAAUCAGAUGUACAUUACAGAUCCCAGUAAUACAAAAUAUGGUUAUAAUAUAAAUAACGUUACAAAAGAACCGUCGUAUUCAGAGAAUUUAACAGGUGUUAGAUCCGGAGGUCCAAGUGGUCAUUUGUAUAAUCAAACAGAUCCGAAAUAUGGCCAUAUGAAAAAUAUGUCUGAACAUCAUCCUAGCGACUUGAGAAUUAGCGAAGAUUUUCUGAAUCCGAGCCACGUCAACAUCGGCCUGAUUAAAGACAUAAACUAUUCAGAUAUAAAGACGGCUACUCACGAAACUGGCGAUUUUUACGAAGAAUACAGUCCUGAUAGCAUUAAAGAGAUCUUAAAUAACGUCAUACUACCAGAUUGCCAUUAUUGUAAGAAGCCUUUCGAAGAAAAUGAGUUCGCCGUAACUAUCGACAGAGCCAACGUCUUGUUCCACGCUGGGUGUUUCAAAUGUGCUGGUUGUAACCAGAUUCUGGCCGAUAAUGUGUACUUUUACAACAAGGACACUGAUAAUAUUUACUGUUUGAGAGAUUACGCGAAAAUACGUGGUUUUCCGAGGUGCAAGGCUUGCGACGAACUGAUUUUUACUAAAGAAUAUUGCUUGGCGGAGAAUUCCACGUUUCAUUUGAAGCAUUUCUGUUGUACUGAGUGCGACAUGCCUUUAGCUGGUCAAGAUUACCUAUUAGAGGACGAAAUGCCGUAUUGUUUGCCGUGUUUCGAACAAAACAAGGCCAGCAAGUGCAAUAGUUGCGGUAAAACUAUCAAACCUGACGAGGUGGGGUGUACUUUGAAAGAUAUACAUUUUCACGCGGUCGAUGCUUGUUUCGCUUGUAAGAUUUGUAAGGCGCCGCUUAUGGGUAAGAAAUUUUUGAUGAGGAAUGAUCAGUUGUACUGUUCUCACGAGUGUUUUGGUAGGGAUCAAUAA